Molecule: messenger RNA, 5188 nt
Organism: Monodelphis domestica (gray short-tailed opossum)
Lineage: Eukaryota; Metazoa; Chordata; Mammalia; Didelphimorphia; Didelphidae
Gene: C3
Product: complement C3
Biological process (GO): complement activation; inflammatory response
Cellular component (GO): extracellular region
Molecular function (GO): endopeptidase inhibitor activity; protein binding
Source: RefSeq, a predicted model, not a curated record
AACCCCAGGAUAAGAAGCCACCUCCAGGGUUCUACUCAUUCCUUUCCCUCUCCCUCUCCCUCCUCUUCUGCAGCUGAUCCUGCCUGUCCUGAUCUCUUAAUUCCAGCCUAGAGCCAUGGGACCCUUGGUUGUCCUGCUGGCUCUGAGCUGUGUGACCCUGGUUCAAGGAGAUCCAUUCUACCUCCUGCUCGUUCCCAAUGUCUUGAGACUGGAAAGUGAAGAGCAGCUGAUCCUAGAGGCUCAUGGGGCAGGAGGAGAUGUGGCUGUUGAGCUCUCCAUCUAUGAUUUCCCCCAAAAGAAGCAAGUCUUUUUCUUGGAGCAACUCACACUUAACAAUGCCAAUAAUUAUCUGACCACUGUCAACUUUAAGAUUCCAGCCCAGAACUUUCAGAAUAACAAAGACCACAAGUUCGUCACAAUUCAGGCCAAAUUUGGCCAGGAAAAAAUAGAGAAAGUGGUGCUGGUGACUCUUCACAGCGGCUACCUCUUCAUCCAGACAGACAAAACCAUCUACACUCCUGGUUCCUCAGUUCUGUACCGGAUUUUCACUGUGGGCCAUAAGCUUCAACCUCUGCCCAAAACCCUGACUGUCAGCAUCCAGACUCCUGAUGGCAUCAUUGUCAAGAAGGAACCAUUGUCCUCUGAGAACAAGAAUGGCAUCUUGGGUCUGAACUGGAAUAUCCCUGAGCUUGCUGUCUUGGGACAGUGGAAAAUCAUCGCUGCUUAUGAUGACUCUCCCCAGAAAACCUUCUCCACUGAAUUUGAAGUGAAAGAGUAUGUGCUGCCAAGCUUUGAGGUCAAGCUGCAUCCAGAGGAAAAAUUCUUCUACAUUGAUGAUCCCGAAGGUCUGAGAAUCUCUAUCACAGCCAGGUUCCUGUAUGGAAAGAUGGUGGAAGGUACUGCCUUUGUAAUCUUUGGGCUCCUGGAUGACGGAAAUAAACAUAGCAUUCCUGAAUCACUCCAGCGAGUUAUAAUUAAUGAUGGCAAUGGAGAUGUUACUCUGUCCCAGGAUGUCCUGCUCAAACAGUUCCCAGGCCAGAACUUGGUGGGAAAGUCCUUGUAUGUGUCAGUCACAGUUAUCCUGCAGACUGGGAGUGACAUGGUGGAGGCAGAAUACACCGGGAUCCCAAUUGUGACAUCUCCUUACCAAAUCCACUUCACCAAGACUCCUACGCACUUCAAGCCCGCUAUGCCUUUUGAUCUCACGGUAUUUGUGACCAAUCCAGAUGGAUCUCCAGCUUCUGGUAUCCCGGUGAUAGCCCCAGACUUUCAAGUCCAGUCUUUGACUCAAGCUGAUGGUCUGGCCAAGUUGAGAAUCAACACACCCAAUAACCGUAAUCCUUUGACUAUUACAGUGAGGACAGGCAAGAAAGAGCUCCCUGAGGACCGCCAGGCAUCCCAGCAAAUGAUAGCUCAGCCCUAUCAAACAAUAGGUGGCUCCAAUAAUUACCUGCAUUUGUCUGUGCCCUCAACGGAGCUCAAAGUUGGUGAUAACCUGAACAUCAACUUCCACUUGCGAACAGAUGGAGACAACAUAAACCAGCAAAUUCGCUACUUCACCUAUGUGAUCAUGAACAAAGGAAUGAUGUUGAAGGCUGGGCGUCAGGCGCGUCAACCAGGCCAGGAUGUGGUGGUGCUCACACUACCCCUCACAACUGACUACAUCCCCUCCUUCCGAGUGGUAGCCUAUUACCAGGUGACUCGAAACGGCCAAAAGGAGAUUGUGGCUGACUCUGUUUGGGUGGAUGUCAAAGACACUUGCAUUGGCAAGCUGGUGGUAAAAGGAGCAGGGAAUGUGGAUAAACACCAGCCCGGGAAACAGGCCACCCUGAAGAUUGAAGGUGACCAUCGAGCCCGAGUGGGGCUUGUGGCUGUGGACAAGGGGGUAUUUGUUCUGAACAAGAAGAAUAGAUUUACCCAGAGCAAGAUCUGGGACACAGUGGAGAAUGGAGACAUUGGCUGUACUCCAGGCAGUGGAGAGAACUAUGCUGGAGUGUUCAAAGAUGCUGGACUUGCUCUCAAGACCAACAAGCAACUUCAAACAGACCAGCGGUCUGAUCCUGAGUGCCCCAAGGCCAACUCACCCAAGCGCCAGCGACGCUCUGUCCAGCUCAUGGAGAUAAGGAACGACAAAGCUGGCCAGUAUAAGGAUAAAAACUUGAGGAUAUGCUGCGAGGAUGGCAUGCGCCCGAACCCCAUGCAUUACACGUGUGAAAGGAGGACAAAGUACAUUUUAGACGGUGAGGAGUGCGUCAAAGCCUUCUUGGACUGCUGUCGCUACAUCAGCAAGGUUCGUCUGCAGAAGCAGAGAGAAAACAUCCUCAACCUGUCUCGAAGUGAUCUAGACGAUGAUAUUGUGCCAGAAGAAGACAUCAUCUCCAGAAGCCAGUUUCCAGAGAGCUGGCUAUGGAUUGUGGAGCCAUUGUUAGAGAAGCCAGAUAAGAAUGGAAUCUCUACUAAGACUCUCAAUGUGUUCCUCAAAGACUCCAUCACAACCUGGGAGAUUCUGGCUGUAAGCUUGUCAGAGACCAAAGGAAUCUGUGUGGCUGACCCAUAUGAGCUCACCGUGAUGCAAGACUUCUUCAUUGACCUCCGAAUGCCCUAUUCUGUGGUGCGCAAUGAACAGGUGGAGAUCCGAGCGGUGCUCUACAACUACAGAGAAUUUGAGACCCUCAAGGUACGGGUGGAGUUGCUUUACAAUCCUGAUAUCUGCAGCUCUGCCACUUCCAAGAAGCGCUACCAACAGACCAUAAGAAUCCCACCCAAGUCCUCCACAGCCGUGCCUUUCAUCAUUGUACCUCUGAAAAUUGGCAACCAUGACAUAGAGGUCAAGGCUGCUGUCUACAACCACUUUAUCAGUGAUGGUAUCAAAAAGAAACUGAAGGUUGUGGCGGAAGGGAUGAAAGUGACAAAGUCUGUUACCACUCGAACCCUGGAUCCAGUGAAACUUGGACACAAUGGAGAGCAGAGAGAAGACAUUCCUGCUGCAGACAUUGAGGACAUUGUGCCAGGCACAGAAUCGGAAACUAGCAUCCAAUUUCAAGGGACACCUGUGGCCCAGAUGGUGGAGGAUGCCAUAGAUGGUACCAAGCUGAAUCACCUGAUUGUGACGCCAUCAGGCUGUGGUGAACAGAACAUGAUUGGAAUGACUCCCACGGUCAUCGCUGUCCACUAUCUUGAUGCCACCGAGCAGUGGGAAAAGUUUGGCUUGGAAAAGCGAGCUGGAGCCUUAGAACUUAUCAAGAAGGGGUAUGCACAACAGAUGGCCUUUAAGAAGGGGGACUUCUCGUAUGCUGCCUUUUUAAAUCGACCAUCCAGCACAUGGCUGACAGCCUACGUUGUAAAGGUAUUCGCCAUGGCCAGCAACCUCAUAGCGAUCGAUGCCCUGGUCCUCUGUGGUGCAGUCAAAUGGCUUAUCUUGGAGAAGCAGAAACCAGAUGGAAUGUUCCAGGAGGAUGGCCCAGUGAUUCACCAGGAGAUGAUUGGCGGCUUCAGGGGUGGAGAGGCUGAUGUCUCACUCACAGCCUUUGUGCUCGUAGCUCUUUAUGAAGCGAAAGACAUCUGUGGAGGCCAAGUCAAUAGCUUGGAAGGCAGUAUCAACAAAGCAGGUGACUACCUGGAAGGCAGAUAUCAGGCCCUGAAUAGGCCCUACACCGUGGCCCUGGCUGGCUAUGCCCUGAGCCUGCUGGAUCGUCUUGAUGUGCCCAAAGCAGACAAAUUCCUGAGUGCCGCCAAAGAUGGCAACAGCUGGCAAGAGCAAGGCCAGAAGCUGUACAAUGUGGAGGCCACAUCCUAUGCGCUCCUGGCCCUUCUGAAAAUCAAAGAUUUCGACACCAUCCCUGGUGUAGUUCGAUGGCUCAAUGAGCAGAGAUACUAUGGAGGUGGCUAUGGGUCCACCCAGGCUACCUUCAUGGUGUUCCAGGCUCUGGCCCAGUACCAGCAGGAUGUUCCUGAUCACCAGGAGCUAAACCUGGAUAUCUCUGUCCAUCUGCCCAGUAGGAGCUCAGCCAUCAACUACCGUAUCAAUUAUGAGUCUGCCAGCCUGUUGCGGUCCACUGAGACCAAAACAAAUGAAGACUUUACUGUGAAGGUCAAAGGAAAAGGACAAGGCACAUUGUCGGUAGUGACAGUGUAUAAUGCCAAGUUAAAAAAUGAAGGAGUGUGUAAGAAGUUUGAUCUGAGAGUAACCAUUAAACCAGAGGAAGGAAAUGCCAAGAUGCCUCAGGAUGCCAAGAAAUCAAUGACACUUAACAUCUGCACUAGGUACCUUGGUGAAACUGAUGCUACUAUGUCAAUUCUGGACAUCUCGAUGAUGACUGGCUUUUCUCCAGACACAGAAGAUCUUGAUAAACUGACUAAGGGCAAGGACAGAUACAUCUCCAAAUAUGAGCUGAGCAAGGCUGUGGCUGAUAAGAACACUCUUAUAAUUUACCUGGACAAGAUUUCCCACACUGAAGAGGAGUGCUUAACCUUCAGAGUCCACCAAUAUUUUGAUGUGGGUCUCAUCCAGCCUGGGGCAGUCAAAGUCUACUCCUACUACAACUUAGACGAAGCUUGUACCAAGUUCUACCAUCCAAACAAGGAAGAUGGUUUACUUAACAAGAUUUGCCACCAGGAUGUGUGCCGUUGUGCUGAAGAGAAUUGCUUCCUACAUAGGGAGGAUGAAAAUCUAUUGACAAGGCAACAGAGAUUUGAGGAGGCUUGUGAGCCUGGAGUGGACUACGUAUAUAAGGUCCAGGUGACCAAAAUUGAUCAUUCUGAAAGCUUCGAUGACUACCUGAUGCUCAUCAAAGACGUCAUCAAGUCCGGCUCCGAUGAGAAUCCUCGGGGCAAGAUUCGCAAGUUCAUCAGCCCUGUGAAGUGCCGGCAGGCCCUACCUCUGGAGGAGGGCAAGGAUUACCUGAUCUGGGGCAUCUCCUCUGACCUAUGGAAAAUGACUUCAGAGCUUAAUUACAUCAUUGGCAAAGACACUUGGGUGGAGCUGUGGCCACAAGAAGACAGCUGCCAGGAUGAAGAGAAUCAGAAACUGUGUAAGGAUUUGGAGGUCUUUGCUGAAAACAUGGUCUCCUUCGGCUGCCCCAACUAACCUGGCUACAACUUGACCCCAUCCAUGGACCCAAAUAACCCACCCCUGGCCUCCGCCAGGCCCUACUUUAUUUCUAAAUAAAGACUCUUAUCAAGGACAUAA